UCGGUCUCUGUGUGUUGGUGUUGUGAUCUCUGGUUAAUAGUGAAAGUCAGUCUGAUAAGUUGUUGAUAAGGGCGUGAAAACUCAUCCAUUUCUUCCACUAAAAACCUUCCUGGAAAAUUCCUCACAAUGGCCCCAAUGAAGUUCUACUAUUUCCCAAUGAGUCCACCCUGUCGUGGAGCUCUCCUGACCAUUCGCAACUUAAAGUUGGACAUCGAGUUGAUUAAUGUUAACUUGCGCGAGAAGGAGCAACUCAAGGAGGAUUAUCUGAAAGUCAAUCCUGUUCAUUCGGUGCCCACAUUGGACGAUGAUGGCUUCAUCCUUUGGGAAUCCCGAGCUAUCUCUCAAUAUCUCGUUAGUGCAAAAGCUCCCGGAAGUCCCCUCUAUCCGGCUGAUCCCAAGAAGAGAGCUGUUGUGGAUGCUAGACUUUACCUCGAUGCUUACCUUCAGGCUUCUGCAAGGAUUAUCUUUUACUCCAUCCAUACUUUGGGCCAGAAAACCAUUUCACACGACAAAAAAAUCCGCUUUUAUCAACUCCUAGAGAGCAUGGAGACAAUCCUGGAGGGACAGGAAUAUGUUGCAGGGAAUGAGGUAACAUUGGCUGAUCUUGCUCUCCUAGCUUCGAUCUCCACGUUUAUUUACGCAGGAGUUCCCAUGAGCAAGUACAAGAACAUCCUGGCGUGGUACAAGCGAUGUGAAAACCUCCCAGGUUAUCAAGAGAAUGACCAAGUAGCCAAGGCCUAUGGAGACUUUCUGAAGAAUCUUCUAGGGAUCACUGGAACAUGGGAUGAUGUUCUGGAAUUUGCUAAAAAGCCAAAAAAAAAAGAAAGAUUCGCAAUGGCCCCAUUGAAGCUGUAUCAUUAUCCACUCAGCGCUCCAUCCCGUGGAGCUCUCCUGACCAUCCGAAAUCUCAAUCUUGACGUUGAGAUUGUCCAAGUUGACCUCAUGAAUAAAGCACAUUUGUCUCCAGAAUUCAUCAAAAUCAAUCCUCAGCACACUGUCCCAACUUUGGACGAUAAUGGAUUUACUUUGUGGGAAUCUCGUGCUAUUGCCACAUACUUGGUCAACUCGAAAGCUCCGGGGAGUCCUCUGUACCCCACUGAUCCCAAAACUAGGGCCAUUGUGGACUCUCGUUUGUAUUUUGAUGGCUCAAGUUUGUAUGCAAAAGCCAGAGACAUUGUUUUCCCAAUUUUCUUCAUGGGCGUGACAGAAGUUGAUGAAGCUAAGAAACAGGCCCUGUAUGAAGCUUUUGGUGUGAUGAAUACUUUGCUUGAAGGGCAGGAUUGGUUUGCAGCUGAUCAUCCAACUGUAGCUGAUUUGGCUCUUCUUUCUACCUUCUCAUCUUUUGUCCAUGCUGGAGCAAAUGCCAGCAAAUACUCCAAUUUGAUGGCCUGGUACAAACGCUGUGAGUCCUUGCCAGGAUUUGAUGAGAAUGAGGCUGGAGCUAAAGCUUUCGGGCAGGCAAUCAAGGGAAAGCUCGGUAUCACCGGCACAUGGGAUUAGUUUCAGCCUAAAUAUCUGGCUUAAAACCAAAGUGAAUUAAAUUCCGUCCAAUAUCC
Molecule: messenger RNA, 1556 nt
Organism: Lutzomyia longipalpis
Lineage: Eukaryota; Metazoa; Arthropoda; Insecta; Diptera; Psychodidae
Exons: 7
Coding region: 127-1500 (457 amino acids)
Biological process (GO): glutathione metabolic process
Molecular function (GO): glutathione transferase activity
Source: RefSeq, a predicted model, not a curated record